Loxodonta africana (African savanna elephant) is the source of this 4690-nucleotide messenger RNA. It is a transcript of the gene ING5, whose product is annotated as inhibitor of growth family member 5. The record is from RefSeq and is a predicted model, not a curated record. Gene Ontology annotation, biological process: regulation of DNA-templated transcription; positive regulation of apoptotic signaling pathway. Lineage: Eukaryota; Metazoa; Chordata; Mammalia; Proboscidea; Elephantidae. Gene Ontology annotation, cellular component: nucleus. Gene Ontology annotation, molecular function: chromatin binding. The transcript has 8 exons. Bases 45 to 767 code for a protein of 240 amino acids.
CCGGCACCGCCCGCCCGCGCAGAGCCGAGCGCGGCGCGGAGAAGAUGGCGACCGCCAUGUACUUGGAGCACUACCUGGACAGUAUCGAGAACCUUCCCUGUGAGCUUCAGAGGAACUUCCAGCUGAUGCGUGAGCUGGACCAGAGGACGGAAGAUAAGAAGGCUGAGAUCGACAUCCUUGCUGCUGAGUACAUCUCCACAGUGAAGACCCUCUCCCCAGACCAGCGCGUGGAGCACCUGCAGAAGAUCCAGAGCGCCUACAGCAAGUGCAAGGAGUACAGUGAUGACAAGGUGCAGCUGGCCAUGCAGACCUACGAGAUGGUGGACAAGCACAUCCGGAGGCUUGAUGCAGACCUGGCACGCUUCGAGGCAGACCUCAAGGACAAGAUGGAGGGCAGCGACUUUGAGAGUUCUGGAGGACGUGGGUUAAAAAAAGGUCGGGGCCAGAAAGAGAAAAGAGGCUCCCGGGGUCGAGGCAGGAGAACGUCCGAAGAGGAUACUCCAAAGAAGAAGAAGCACAAAGGAGGGUCCGAGUUUGCGGACACCAUCCUGUCGGUGCACCCCUCAGACGUGCUGGAUAUGCCUGUGGACCCCAAUGAGCCCACCUACUGCCUGUGCCAUCAGGUGUCCUAUGGGGAGAUGAUCGGCUGUGACAACCCUGAUUGCCCUAUCGAGUGGUUUCACUUCGCGUGCGUGGACCUUACCACGAAGCCAAAAGGAAAAUGGUUCUGUCCACGGUGUGUUCAGGAAAAGAGGAAGAAGAAGUAGGGAGAGGCCGUGUGCCUUGGGUCAGAAGAGCAAGCUAAUAUUUUCUCCAUUCGUGUUACGAUAUCUUACCUUCAUCUGAAAACUACCUUGUUUUGACUGAUAUUUAAUAACUGAGUGGCCAGUUGUCCUUCUCGGUGUUCAAAGCAAACAGGGAAUCACCCAAAACUUGUUUACACAGAGGAGUGCUCUCCUGGGAACAGGCCACUGUGACUUUGGUGACGUUUUAUGCAUCCCUCACCCUGCCCGAGCACGCAUGCAGUCACCGCGGCAGCGUGGGCGGUGAGGUCGUCACCUGGUACACUGCCAGCAUGCUGCAAUCACAGGUGUGAACCUCUGUGGGGUCUGUGUGAGGCUGAUAGAACUGUCAAGUGCAGCACAGGGUCCCACACUCCCCACCCCACAUGGGGUGUAUGUGGGUGCGCAUCUGCAGCUUGGCCCUCAACGCAGUGAUCGCAGACCCUUGACAAAGACGUGCUUACCAGAGGAGGAACCCUGCGUUCUCGUGCACAACCCCUCAAGUGAGUGUCCACUCCCCAUCUGUAGUGAGGAGCGUUGGUCACUGGUGCUGUGUCCCAGGUCUGCUGACCCCGUGUCUCUGGGAACCUUGGUGUUUUUACUGUGAAGGGAGGUGAGUGUGUUGGCAUGAAGACAGUUGCCCUGGUGUGUGUUGGAGCCCGGCACCGUGGCCUGGUGUUAGCCAUCUGUACGCUCCUUUGUGGAGCAGAAGCUUCCACACAGGAGGCUGUGAUUACUUCGUCUGUGACAUGGCAGCAGUUCUGGAGCCGCUUUCUGAACCCACUUGCACCAAACUGACUCGGAAUGUCUUCGGGGAAGGCUGGGGAGAACCACGUCUGUCUGGCCUGUGCAAGUGUGUGCGACGAAACAUGAAGACCAAGUGCAGAGGGCGGUAGCAAGAGCAUGCUGGACUGCUGGGAACCCUCCGGCUUGCAUCUUGAGAAAUGAGAGGACUCCUAUCCUCACCCCAGAAAAGAGACCCGUGUGGUGGAAUUAAGAUAUGAAAUUCCCACUCUAAGAAUUGAUGAUUUUCUGUGAAAAGGGCAGUAGGGCUGAGCUUGUUGACUUUUUGUUCUGAUUUGCCAAUGAGGAAGUAAGGGUGAUGCUCAUGGGGUUGUGUCCAGGCGAGCACCUCUGCGGGGUGAGGGACUGUCCAGUAAGCACCCUCCUCAGGGCAAGCUGGCGCUUGGUGAGGGACUUUGAGUGGGCAUCUUCAUGGGAUGACAGGUUGUGUCCAGUGAGCACCCUCUGAGGGGCUGUGCCUGGGUUACCACCUUGGGUCUGGGCAGUUUAGGGUGGCGCUCAGGGCGAGUUGGCGUUCGGUGAGUGGAAAUGAGGUGCCAAGGAACCAUCAUGUUGGCACCAGCGUAAGAAGGCACCUAGUCUGUGAUCCUCAUCCAGGGCUUCUCAUGGUUGAGACUGGCUCAGUUACGGCAACGAGGCAAAACUGGAACAGACCCGAAUUUUUACAAUUUAGGUGAUAUGGAAUGGUAACUGGAACGGGAAAAAUUACCAGUCAGAGCCCUGGGAUGGGAGACUCAGGUGUAGCAAGCCCUUUCGGGGCCUGAUGCAUGAGAUUGGAUUAUUGGUAGGACAGUGGAGAACAGCACACAUUCAGAGCGGGGCACUACUGUUUCUGACUCUGCUUAAAAUCUGAGAGCCAAGAGGUUUGGUUGCUAUGCAACGCAGAUGCUGCCCUUGUUCUCUAGGAGGGAGAUGAAGUUUCUAGGAGGGCUUCAACUCAAUUUUUCCCAUUCUGGUUAUUGUUCCAGUUCACCCAAAUUUUAAAAAUUUGGGUCUGUUCUGGUGUUGCUUCCUUGGCUAUGUCUGAACUGGGAAGAACUGGUCUGAAGCCCUGUCCUUAGGAGGUGGUGGACCAAAUCCCUUUCUAAAUGCCUGUCCUCUGAGAGAAAUGAAGAGAGCAGGGUUUGUGCUCAAGUGACUGGCAGGUGUGGGCCAGCUCCAGGUGCUGGCGGGUUCCGGGUGGUUCUGGGUGGGGGUCAGCAGCUGCCGCAGCUCGUCCUGUGCAUACCCCUGCCUGAAGGAGCUCCCUGAGAACCGACAUACUUCUGACUGCUCAGGGAGUGAAUGUGGCCAGCACCCCCAUUCCAGUUCGGGCCACAUCCACAGAACUGGAGACGCUUGUGACUUACUAACCGGCUUUCUGAUAACAGAGGUGUUCAAAGGCUCGGGGAUAAACUGUGGGGACAUGUGUUUCCCUCACCCUCGUACCAGUUUGUGGAGAGGGAUUGGUAAGUACAAUAGGUGUUCAAUGAGAUGAUGUAUCAUGAUUCUUUAGAAACUAACUUAAAAAUUGUGCUUUGUCUUUGAGCAGAUUACACCCAGUGUUAUCACUGGAAAAAACUGUGUGGUGUUGUUUCUGAUGAAUGGUCAUGCUUGGUUGUCAUUGUGAUUCUUGAGGUUGCACAGGUGGACGACGGCUGCCGUGUCUCAGUGUUUUGUGUAAAUAUGAUGGCGUCGUCAGCUUUCCUGUGUAGUGGGUCGCGUGUUGACUUUUUUAUGGUUCUGUGGUUAUCUGUUUCUAGUGUUUACUUUUGCCAGUUUAAGUAAUAUCACCAAAACAAUACGUAUCUAGCUUUGGAGAAAACAGAAAACCUGAGCAAAGUAGGAAAAUUCCUUAGAACGUUCCUCGAACAGGACUGCAUGCCUUUCUGAGUGUUAACACUGUCAGAGGAGAGCAAGUGGGAAGAUGCUGUGGAGAGGCCGUGGCUGGGAGAGUGGCCUGCAGAAUGAGCCUGGCUCCUGCUGGGACGCAAGGUGGCUGCGUGGUCAGCACCUUCCAGGGACUGCCUGGAGCCUGGCCACCUUGGGUCUCGACAGCUUAGGAUAGUGCUCAGGCCAGAGCCCCCUUGUGCCUGCCCAGUGCCUGAGCUGGGAGCUCGCCAGAGCCGGAGGGACGUCUGGGCUGGACCCGGGGAGACGCGCAGUGCCUCCUGAACCACAGGUACUGGAGCCUCAUGUCUUCAGGGUCACCUGUAAGGAAGGAAUGUCUGUUCAGGACACAGCCACGCUCCUUGCUCUCAGUGCUGCGGGUCAGAACCAGCAGUUUGAGGGGACCUGCUCCUGUAGGAGAAAACAUGCUGCAUUUUAGAGUGACACACUCCGCCCAAGUGUGUGCCCAGGUCUGCGCCCCAGUCUCCGCUGUCUCUGGUGGUGUCACUGUCUGGAUGUGGACGCUGACAGGCCUGUGUCUGACUGUGCCCCACACUGGCUGGGGUCCUCAUGGGCAGGUGGGUCAAGGACUGGCAGUGACUGAGAAGCUGCCCUGUGGCCUGGUCACAGGGGAGGCUUUCUGGGUGGGUGGGGAUGAUGACAGCCUUACACCCCUUCCCCCCCAAAAGUCCACACUGCGUUUGGCCCUCUGACCCCCCUUUGCCCUCAUCAGGGCCUCUGCAGCAAUAACUCAUCUGCACAGCAACCACUGUGGGCACAGAGCCAGGAGCCUGCAGUGUGGGGGGUGACAGGAUGGGGAAGUCCGGGGGGUCAGGCCCACAGUUGUUGCUCAGUGGGGGGGUGGUGUGGGCACUGAAGAGGGGACGUUUUCCUGUGUUUGGUGAACAGCAUUGGUCUUCAUGACCUGCACUGAGAGGAGCUUUAGAGUGGCAAGUGGGGGGCCAGGAAAGCGUUCCCACUUGAGUGAGUUCUCUUUCCUCACAUGUGUGUCGUGUGGUGUCAGCUUUACACAUUUCAUCCAAAAAGAUGGCGCAACUUUAACAUGAAUGUCAUAUUUUCUUUUCAAGGAAUUGUUAUCUAUGUUCCCUCUGUAAAUGAAAGAGAAUAUUGUAAAUCUUUUUAUUAAAUAAUGUAAAGAUGUAUAUCUGUAUUUUUGGAUCAUGUUAUAUAGAUCAUGGAUAUAUUGUAAUAAAUAAAAUAUUUUUUGGAGCAAG